AUGGCCGUUUAUGCGGGGGAUACUCCCACUCCGACUGGAAUCAAGGUCAUCAUAGUUGGGCUCGGAAUAGCAGGCUUAAGUGCCGCCAUCGAAUGUCAUCGGAAGGGCCAUGAAGUAGUGGUCUAUGAGAAGCUGCCGCGGCUUAAAGGAGUUGAGGGAGACGGCAUCACAAUUGGAGCGAACGGCGCUAUAGUGACCGCGAAAUGGGGAGACGGCGCAUUUCAUGAUAUGGUCCGCCCACUGGAAUAUAAAACCAACAGAGCAAAAGUGUUUGAUUACACCGGCUAUGCCUAUGGAGAAUUCGAGCUCCACGGGUAUAAUGAAGGUAGAGGAUAUACAGCCAACCGUGGUGCACUCGUUUCCGUUAUGUAUGAAUACUCUCAGACGCUCGGUAUAAAGGUCUUCCUGGAUUCCACAGUAACAGACUAUUGGGAAAGUGAGAGUGAAGCUGGUGUUGUUGUCAACGGCGAAAGAGUUGCAGCAGAUUGCGUGAUUUGUGCUGAAGGAAUUCACAGCCCGGGAAGAAAAAUCAUCACGGGCCAAGAGAUGGAACUGCAGGAAACCGGAUUUUCUGCAACUCGAGGGUAUCUGGAUGCCAAUAUAGUAGCUCAAGAUUCCAAACUGAGCUGGAUCAUUGAUGACAUAGAAACAGAAGACUGCAUUUACGGAUGGCUUGGACCUCGAGUUCAUUUUGGCAUCACAACUAAGAAGAAGGAUAAUGAACUCUUUUGGUAUUGUUGCCAUCAGCGUAGGCUUAUUGUUGUUGGUGAUGCAGCCCAUGCGGCUCUUCCAUCCAGUGGCCAGGGUGGCACACAGGCAAUUGAGGAUGCAGCGGUCCUUGCAAUUGCUCUGGAACUUGCAGGGAAGCAAGACGUGCCACUCGCACUGGCAGUGUCAGAGAAACUCAGGUAUAGUACAACCUUCCUAGAUCCGAGCUGGAGACAACGCAGCUCAAUUGAGAAUCCAUACAGGUACCAGCGGGCUCGCAUAGUCCAACAAGGGGGGCUGGCUGUGCUGCAAUUUGUCAUGAACCAUGUUGACUUCGAAGGGCUCCGAAAGGACCCAACGAUGGUCAAACCCCCACACCCGGCCUGGAUCCUCGACCAUGACUGCCAGGAAUAUGCAGUCCGGGAAUUUCCGGCUGCUGCUGAGGCGGUCCGAACCGGGGGCGACUAUGUACCGCACAACAUCCCCAGCGACGGCCAGUACCGGAUGGAAUACAACAGUAAGUAG
This is a messenger RNA of Uncinocarpus reesii 1704, 1233 nucleotides long. RefSeq lists its product as uncharacterized. NCBI's taxonomy places the organism in Eukaryota, Fungi, Ascomycota, Eurotiomycetes, Onygenales, Onygenaceae. The transcript has 3 exons. Gene Ontology annotation, biological process: secondary metabolite biosynthetic process. The record is from RefSeq and is a predicted model, not a curated record. Gene Ontology annotation, molecular function: monooxygenase activity; FAD binding. Bases 1 to 1233 code for a protein of 410 amino acids.